Xenopus laevis (African clawed frog) is the source of this 3689-nucleotide messenger RNA. It is a transcript of the gene sez6l2.S, whose product is annotated as seizure related 6 homolog like 2 S homeolog. Gene Ontology annotation, cellular component: neuronal cell body; endoplasmic reticulum; plasma membrane. The record is from RefSeq and is a predicted model, not a curated record. Gene Ontology annotation, biological process: adult locomotory behavior; synapse maturation; cerebellar Purkinje cell layer development. Bases 572 to 3124 code for a protein of 850 amino acids. Lineage: Eukaryota; Metazoa; Chordata; Amphibia; Anura; Pipidae. The transcript is spliced from 17 exons.
AACAACUUUUUAUAUUUGCCCCCCUCCUUGUCUUCUUCAUAUAAUAAGGCCGCCUGAUCAUGUGCUGUAUACUAAGGAGAUGAACCCCCAGCUGCGCCACAGUACUGAAAUUCCCCCAAAUGAUCAGGGUUAACACUGCCCCUUAAGGGUUAAUCCCCACCCUGUUUGUUUUCCCACUGGGGACAAGAUUUUGUCUGAGUCCCAUCUGGUAACACGUUCAUCACCAGCAGCCUCUCCUCCCUCCCCCCAAGCCUCCCCUCCUCUUCCAAAACCCCAUAUUGAUUCAGCUCCUGGCUAAAGAAUCACCUUCAGCUGACAGACCCCCAUCCACCAUCCUGUCUGGAACACCAGGGGGACCCCACUGCCCAGAUCCCCCCGCAUCUCAUCCCCUAGAGGGGGCAGAAGUGAGUGAGGUGGGGGGGUGGGAGAUUGGUAGGUGGGAGAGAGCUGCACCUUUUCCAUAAGACACAAGGAGGUGUGUGUUCAGCCUCCUCACAGACAGCAGCACCGGCACCUUCUCACUGGAUCCAGAGACUCCGCAGCCCUUCCCAGGGUCUAUCCGGAGGGCAGGAUGAUGCCUCUCGCUGGGAUUGCCUGGAAUCUGAUGCUGCUUUUCUCAGCUGUACAAGGAACAACUGCCAUCCCCACUCGGGCUGCUCCCAUCUCUCUAACAGAGGGAGUCAGUGAUGCUUCAGGGGUUCUCACCACAGCAGUUGGGGGGGCCUUCUCUUUGCCUCCCCAGCUCAGCACACUGAUUCCACCAUCACCUGCUCCCACUGGGGGUCCAGGACCCUCUCCUGAGGCCGAGGAGGAGACAACAACCACCCUGAUCACUACAACAACUGUAACUACAGUACACAGUCCAGUGCUUUGUAAUAACAACAUCUCCGAGUCGGAGGGACUGCUGGAGGCCCCUGAGUAUGGAGGAAGCACUUUUUUUGGGGGUCUGGACUGUACCUACAGUGUGUCUGUGUAUUUGGGCUACGGAGUGGAGAUUCGGGUGGAGAGGCUAAACCUUUCCAAGGAGGAAGCACUCAGCAUAGAGGGGCUGGAGGAAGACCGGCGUUUCCUGCUGGCCAAUGAGACACUCAUGGCUGAAGGUCAGGUGAUCCGGAGUCCAACCAAUCAUGUUGCAGUACGCUUCCAAACAUACCGUGCCACCAGCCCAGGGGCAUUUAGACUCCGUUAUCAAGCCUUUGUGCUCAGCUGCGUGUUCCCACCUCGGCCUGAGAAUGGGGAGGUCACAGUAACAGAUUUACACCCAGGAGGAGCCGCCAACUUUCGUUGUUCUGCAGGAUUUACCCUGAAAGGCGGAGAGUCCCUCGUCUGCCUAAACAUCAGCCGCCCUGCAUGGAGCGGGAAGCCACCAGUGUGUGCAGCAUCCUGUGGGGGAGUCAUCCGGAAUGCUACCGUGGGGCGCAUUGUCUCCCCUGAUAUCAGCACCAGUCAUAGCAACAAUCAUGGUAAUAACCUGAGCUGCCAUUGGCUGAUUGAGGCAGCGGAAGGCCAGAGGUUACACCUGCAUUUUGAGAGGGUGUCACUGGACGAGGACAAUGACAGGCUUGUUGUGCGUUCAGGGAGUUCUCCUCUUUCUCCUGUGAUCUAUGACUCAGAUAUAGAUGACGUCCCAGAGAGGGGCCUGCUGAGUGAUGCACAGUCUCUUUAUAUUGAACUCAUCUCUGACAAUCCAGCAGUCCCUUUGCUUCUGAGCUUGCGCUAUGAAGUAUUCUCAGAGUCUCGUUGCUAUGAACCAUUCUUGGCCCACGGUAAUUUCACCACAACGGACCCUCUCUACUCUCCUGGUUCCCUGGUUUCCUUCUUCUGUAAUGCAGGAUAUAUGCUGGAGCAAGGGCCACCUGUUAUAGAGUGUGUGGAUCCUGCAGACCCCCACUGGAACGAGAGUGAGCCAGUCUGUAAAGCACUGUGCGGAGGGGAGAUUUCUGAGCCCGCAGGGGUGAUCCUCUCUCCUGAUUGGCCACAGAACUAUGGGAAGGGGCAAGACUGCGUAUGGGGCAUUCAUGUGCAGGAGGACCGGAGGGUUCUGCUCGAGAUAGAGAUCCUGAACAUCCGGCGCAGCGAUGCUCUCACCGUGUAUGACGGAGAUGAUCUGACAGCCCGGGUCUUGGGUCAGUACAUGGGCGUCCACCAAAGGUUCAAUCUUUUCUCUUCAGCCAACGAUGUGACCCUACAGUUCCAGUCUGAUUCCAAUGACCCAGUGUUCAGCCUUAGUCAGGGCUUCAUCAUUCACUUCAAAGAGGUGCCACGGAAUGACACAUGUCCAGCUCUUCCUGAGGUUCCAAAUGGCUGGAAAACAUCCUCACACCCAGACCUGAUCCGUGGGACUGUAGUGACCUAUCAGUGUGAACCUGGCUACGAUAUCUCUGGCUCUGACAUACUGACUUGCCAGUGGGAUCUCUCAUGGAGUAAUGCUCCUCCGACUUGUGAGAAAAUUUUGAACUGUGCGGACCCUGGAGAGAUCGCUAAUGGUGUACGAAGGGCAUCGGACCCACGUUUCCCUAUUGGCUCUCACGUGCAAUACUCCUGUAAUGAGGGCUAUACCCUGGAGGGGAGUCGCACUCUGACUUGCUACAACCGAGACACAGGGACCCCCAAAUGGAGUGACCGCAUCCCCAAGUGUGUCUUGAAGUAUGAGCCAUGUCUGAACCCUGGCGUGCCAGAGAAUGGCUACCAGACUCUCUAUAAACAUCACUACCAAGCAGGGGAGGCACUGAGAUUCUUCUGCUACGAGGGCUUCGAGCUCAUAGGGGAAGUCACUAUCACCUGUGCCCCUGGGCACCCAUCACAAUGGACCAGCCAGCCCCCACUGUGUAAAGUUGCAUACGAGGAGCUGCUGGAUGACAGGAAGUUGGAAGUGACCCAGACGACCGACCCAUCCCACCAAAUGGAAGGCGGAAACAUUGCCCUUGCUAUCUUUCUGCCCAUCAUCCUGGUCAUCUUGUUGAUUGGAGGCAUUUAUAUCUACUACACCAAGUUCCAAGGGAAAUCUCUCUUUGGAUUCUCUUUCCCAGCAUCUCACUCCUAUAGUCCCAUCACCGUGGAGUCCGACUUUAACAACCCAUUAUACGAGGCUGGGGAUACACGGGAAUACGAAGUGUCGAUCUGAAGCUGGGGCAGUUAUGGGAUCGGGGGUACGGGAAUACACGGGAAUGUAUCUAAUUAUACACAGAAUGAGGGGGUCGUUAUGUACAGAGCUACACCGUCCCUCACCAACCGACCUUCCAUCCUUCACCUUGUGAUGUUCCAUCGCUCACCGUGUGAACUUUCACUUUUGUUAAUAAUAAAAAUGUCAUUUGUGCCAAAGUAACCCUUUCAAUGCCUGGGCUCCUGCAUGGGGCUGCAGAAUGUCACCCCUCCCCCCAUCAGAUGUGCAGAACAUUGCUCCAUCACCCCAGCAUCUCUCCAUGAGGCCUUCCACAGUGCUCCUCAGCCACUACCAUACUGACCUGGUGGAGGAGGAGCGCAAGCUCAGUUGCCAAGCCUACAACUUCAUCUCAUCUGUUCGAUAACCUACUCCUGGAGAUUAAAAUAUAUCUACAAAGUUGCAGUUUCUGUUAGUGAAUGGCGGCAGAUAUUCUUAAAUCUCCUCCACAGCGUUUGUCUGCAUCACUCCCGGUUACGCUUCUCAAACUGGCUUUAUUUUCAGGCAAUAAAGAGCGAGAUUUGUAAAA